AAUAUCUAAAAAGAAACGCAUAGAUCACCGAACCAAAUAAAGAUGAAAAGCAGUUUCUUCUUCGUCGUUGUUCUCUCUCUCUCCUCCAUCUUCAUUUCCUCUCUGAUCGCUACUUUCUCCAAAGACGACAUGGCCAUGCUCGGAGGCGUUCGCGAUGUACCUGCUAACGAGAACAGUGUCGAGGUCGAGAGCCUCGCUCGUUUCGCUGUCGAUGAGCAUAACAAGAAAGAGAAUGCACUGCUCGAGUUUGCGAGAGUGGUGAAGGCGAAAGAGCAAGUUGUGGCGGGAACGAUGCACCACCUGACUCUGGAGAUCAUCGAGGCUGGGAAGAAGAAGCUUUACGAGGCUAAAGUGUGGGUGAAGCCUUGGUUGAACUUCAAGGAGUUGCAGGAGUUCAAGCCUGCUAGUGAUGAUGGUGCCCCUUCUACUACCAUCACUCCCUCAGAUCUUGGCUGCAAGAAAGGAGAAAUGCAUCUGGAUGGAGGGAAGUUCCAGGAGAUGAUCCAGAAGUGCAGCACGUUGCUGAUCAUGCUGUCAAGACUAUACAGCAGAGGUCUAACUCUUUGUUUCCUUAUGAACUCCAAGAGGUUGUUCAUGCCAACGCUGAGGUCAGUGGGGAGGCUGCAAAGUACAACAUGGUUCUGAAGUUGAAGAGAGGGGAGAAGGAGGAAAAGUUCAAGGUGGAGGUUCACAAGAACCAUGAAGGUGUUCUUCAUCUCAACCACAUGGAGCAGCACCAUGACUAGUCAUCUCCUCUGUUUAUGUAAUAAUGACUGUUUGUUUGCUUACUCUGUAAGAUAUUUUAACUUCUGAUGCUACUA
Brassica napus (rape) is the source of this 821-nucleotide messenger RNA. Its product is annotated as cysteine proteinase inhibitor 6-like. NCBI's taxonomy places the organism in Eukaryota, Viridiplantae, Streptophyta, Magnoliopsida, Brassicales, Brassicaceae. Gene Ontology annotation, molecular function: cysteine-type endopeptidase inhibitor activity. The transcript is spliced from 4 exons. The record is from RefSeq and is a predicted model, not a curated record. The coding region runs from base 43 to 645 and encodes 200 amino acids.